Molecule: messenger RNA, 2415 nt
Organism: Aspergillus wentii DTO 134E9
Lineage: Eukaryota; Fungi; Ascomycota; Eurotiomycetes; Eurotiales; Aspergillaceae
Product: fungal specific transcription factor domain-containing protein
Exons: 9
Coding region: 1-2415 (804 amino acids)
Biological process (GO): DNA-templated transcription
Molecular function (GO): zinc ion binding; DNA binding
Source: RefSeq, a predicted model, not a curated record
AUGUCGAACGUCCUCGUUACAGGGAGCUCCCGCGGUCUUGGACUGGAGUUGGUGAAACAAUUGGCCGCUCACCCUGAUUUGAAUGGAGGUUUGGUAUUGGCUACAGCUCGGAGAUGCAGUUCUGAGCUGCAGACGGUCAUCUCCACGGCCAAGGGCUCUAUUGUCUUUGUCACUCUGGAUGUGACUGAUCAGGGGGUAAUCAUGCAGUCGGCAGAGAAAGUCAAAUCAGCUCUGGCAGGGCGAAGUCUGGAUAUUCUGAUUAACUGUGCUGGUGUCCAUAAUGAGACCCAUGGAAAAAUUGCUCUUAUGCUAUGCUCCCUGCCCGGCCUACAAGAUCAGCAAAGCAGCUUUGAAUACUUUGACGGUACAAUAUGCUCUUGGCUGCAAAGUGAUAUGGGCGGACAGGAUGCCGACCUCACGGUUCCUCAGGGAGCAGAGGCAGUGUUGAAUAUCGUCAUGGCUGCCAGUGGUCGGGAUAAUGGUAGUUUCAAAAACGUUCAUGUUCCAGGAUGGGAGGUCUAUGAUGGCAAGCGCCAUGCGCGAACUGCGCGGAUGCCGGUGUGGAAUGCCGACGCCUGCGCCAUGGACGGUCAUCUAGGAAGAGAACUCGUCAGAGGUCUGCUGGGAUUCACGCCUCCUGGGCGUGCGACCAGAGGUGACAGCCUUGAUGGAAGGGCCACUCCCAGCAAGAGACAGCGAGGAGAUCAUGACCAACAACACCCUGUAGAGAGAUCCCCUAUUCCGGCUGCUUUGUCGACUACAAGUGAUGGCGGCUCGAACUAUCAUGCACUCCAGGCAAAAGGAGUUAUUCAAAUAGAUCUCCACAAUCCCAGCUGUAUCGGUCGUGAGCGACAGGCCUUACUCAAGUCUGCGCUUCAUCUAGUGAGCAGCAUCGCCGAAACUGGGCCUCACCACAGCGAGAUAGCCAUGGAGGAAGAGUCUCAUCCACAAAAUUAUGCUUUGACCGUACCAGAAACGCCGUCUCGCGAGCUCCUAUUUAUGCUUCUUCCUGGCCCACCGGAGUCUGUUCGUAUUCAGUGGCCAGAUCAUAUAUCCGACAAGACCUACGCGAGAAUGGCCUCAGCUUUGCUACGAGAUCGUUCCGAAAUUGAAGUCUGCAAGUUUCAUCAAUACUGCGUCUGCGUCUACGUAAAGGCGGUUUUUCAUUUGUAUCAAGCGUCAGGAACAACCGACGACCCCUUUCUCAAAGGCGAGUUCUCGCUGUCCCGAUCCACGUAUAUCGCAGCGGCGAUGCGCAGCAUCGAGCAUUUCAACAUUCUUAAGCCACCAGAUCUCUCAGCCAUACAGUCUCUUAUUUCAAGUGCCUUGCUCAUGCAACACUUGGGAAGACCUAAUCAAUGCUGGCUCUUCAUCUCGUAUGCUGCUCGACAGAUCACUGCUCUCAACUAUCACAGGAUUCGCAGACUGCCGACGAAUUCAGACCAAGAGCAAGAGAUUCACAAUGUCCUUUAUUGGUGCUAUUAUCUAGAUCGAACUCUAAGCUCCCUUCUCUGUCGGCCUCCGUCGCUGCCCGACCUCGACGUUUCCCCUACCGAGCUUAUUGUGUUACACCCAUCAUCACCAUACGAUAGUCUGCUGCGUCUCCUACUCGAUCUCGCUCAGGUCCAGGGCAAGUUACAUGCGGUAUCCUGUGGUGGUGCAAGUGUAACGAAAGAACGGGCUCUGGAUACAUGCCAGCUUCUUGAAUGCAAAAUGCAGGCCAUUCUCCCAACCCUGCAGUCGGUAUCAGAUCUUAUGCAGAGUCGCGACGGCCAUCCCAAACUAAUGCAAUACCACUGGGUCGCCGUUGACUUUUGCUACUACGCGAUAUUCGUCGAGAUCCACCGAACUCGCUUGCAAAGUGCGUUCAACCCAGCUGUGCAUCAGCAAUGUCUGUUGUAUGCUCGCAAGUCGCUCAAAGCAUUCCAUUUCCUACAGCAGCAUUCGGUGGAGAUGCCUGGCUUUGACGAUCCCUAUCCGUCCUUUCUCACAUGCGCUUUUUUCGUGAUUUUCUGUAACAUAAUCGGGACGGUGGAUCAUGAGGAUUACGAACUGAUGCGGCAGAUUACCCAGAGACUGACACCGUUUAAAGAAGAUCCCCAUCUAGGUAAACUUUUGAAUCUGCUGCAAUCACUGGAGCGACUUUGCGAACCCUUGUUUCAGGAACCAAGCGGUCCAUCCGAAUUUGCCUCAACCCAGAGAGAAGCGCCAGGUGCGUUUGUCCCAAUGAGUGAUCACUCUGCCGAUCCGGUUACCAUUGGAGCUUUUCCUCCGGGGCUAUCAUUCAGCGAUAAUCUGGAGCUGAUGCCAAACACCGAGACCGACCUCUCGGCCGACCUGUUGAUGUGGCAGCUCUUCAACAGCCAGGUUCCAGCUGGUUGGCUGAACAAGGACAUUGACUCUUUCGGUGUUUAA